UUUUUUUCCGGCGAAUUCCGAAUAGCUAAAAGCCGAAAAUGCUCUCUUCGUCUCUGUAGCCAGAUUUCCGAGUCUCCUCAAGACUAGGGUUUAUGGGCCAACGAACAAUUGCGAAGCUCCCAACUAUUUUCAUCUAACUUGGAAGCGCUCCCCUAAUCUCCUUACAUUUUCAUCGACAUGGUUGAAAGGAAGCUCUACAAAACCAGGCUAUGCGUGCUCUAUCAGAAAGGCCACUGCCACCGCCAAAGCUGCUCCUUUGCCCACGGCGACGCCGAGCUCCGCCGCUUCUCCGCUCCCUUCGAUGGAAGGCGGGACUAUCGAGGUGAUUUGAGAGAGAAGCUUGAUAGAAGGCGUUCUCCAGUGCAUAGAUACUCUCCUAAACGAGAUUCAAGUGGGAGACAUGCAUCCCAUGGUGACAGUCCUUCUGGGUCUCUCGGGAAAAGGAGAAAACACCAAAAGAGGCAGCAUCCAGAUGGCCCGAGUGACUUCUCUGGAAGUCUCCAAACAUCAAAUGGGACUGAAGAUCUCUUGAAGAACAAGAAGUGCAUAUCUGCUGAUUCUAAAGAUGCCCUUAAGAUAAGGCAAUUGCAAUCUGAAAUCAAGAUGCUGGAUGACCGCAAAAGAGAAUUGGAGGUUUACCUGGAAGAUAAAUCUCGAGAUGCAGACAAUCUGACCUUGAAAGUUCAAGAGCUUGAAAUGCAGUUGUUCAAGGAAAAAGAAGAAUGUAAAAGGAUUACAUCAAAAAUUAAGAAGUUCACUGAGGCACAUAAACGUCUCUCUCGUUUACAAGAUGAAGUCAAGAGGUCAGAUGCUCAACUUCAAAAGCUUGGUGAAAAACUUUGCUCAAAUGCUGGUGCAAGUGGAGAUGAUUUAAGCAUGAACAUAAUGACUGAUGGAGAAGCUGUAGGUAUUUUUCCUACUACCUAUGGUGGGAUGAAAAAGAACAUGUCCCCACAUAAGAAAAGGUCACGAGUGAGCUUGGGAGCUGUGGAAGCAUCAGAUCAAGGUAAUGCAUCAAAAGGAGGAGCUAGCAUGGAAAAGAUAAGAUUGGAAAAUCUAUCUCGAAGAAAUGUGCUUCAGAUUCAAUCUAGUAAUGACAAGAAAGCUAAAGCAGAUAUCAAUAGGAAAAAUGGUUAUCAGGUUACGGCAAAUGAAGACAGGCCUAAAAGGGGGAUAGAUCAUUCUACUAACACAACAUUGGUGGAAAAGCCCAAGGUUUUCUCGGAUGCCUGCCUUUUGUUGCCUCCAACAGGCUUGGCAGCUCAUGCAACAGAUGAAGAUGUUGAAAUUGUUGACAUGGAGGAAAAGCGUGAGAUGUUUGGAAAUUCUGCUGCAGUAUCUGGAAAGGAAGCUGUUUCUAAUGUCACAAAGUUCCCUUUUCUACCACCCCCACCACCGCCCCCGAUCUCUAAAGACGCAUAUCCACAGCUCAAGGGUGAAGACGAGAAUGUGGACAUAGAUGGGGUUGACGAAGAGACAGUGGAGGUGGAUAUUGUUUAACAUUUACUUCCCUAACUAUGAUACUCCAAGUUGUAGUAUUGGUAUAUAUUCUUGUGCAUCGUCUCAAUUUAGUAGGACUAGGAAGCCCCGAGCUACUAUACAAUUCUAGGUACAAUGAUUGGCACGGCAGGCUGGAGAAGGGGAAGGGAUAGAGUUCUGUAUAGCAGGUAUAUUAAUCCCUAACAAGUUUGCUAUGCUUCAUUUUGAGCACAAGGAUUUAUCCGCUUUCUGUAGUGUAUGGAAUUCUGAUGUCUCAUAUAUGCUUCGAUGAACUUCUAGUUACAAUCUGGUGAACAAUGCACACCAUUUUCGGAUUUUUCCCAUUUACUCUUUUGGUAUCUAUGAGUUCCUCUGUUCCAAA
Molecule: messenger RNA, 1861 nt
Organism: Ipomoea triloba (trilobed morning glory)
Lineage: Eukaryota; Viridiplantae; Streptophyta; Magnoliopsida; Solanales; Convolvulaceae
Product: zinc finger CCCH domain-containing protein 13
Exons: 11
Coding region: 178-1500 (440 amino acids)
Molecular function (GO): metal ion binding
Source: RefSeq, a predicted model, not a curated record